Molecule: messenger RNA, 2634 nt
Organism: Endocarpon pusillum Z07020
Lineage: Eukaryota; Fungi; Ascomycota; Eurotiomycetes; Verrucariales; Verrucariaceae
Exons: 3
Coding region: 1-2634 (877 amino acids)
Source: RefSeq, a predicted model, not a curated record
AUGUUGACAGACAAUGCGCCAGAGGCCGCCAUUGGCGCAGAAACAGUCGCAGUUCAUGUUGGGAGCUGCAUAAAUUCCUUCGACACUCUCUCGAUAGCCUUGAAGAAUCCGAACCGCGACUUCCAAGAUCAGAUCCGGCUCGAAGAUGUUCAAGAUGAAUUUGGGAGGUUCCGAAUUUGGUCUGGCAACAUCGGAGCUCAUAAAACUGGGAAAUCCUCGUUGAAUUACCGACUCCGGGAUGCAUCUCACAUUCGACAGAGGGUUGUAUCUUUGCUAGAAGAUUUGAGUGAGAUACUCCAAAACAGUCGGUGGCAAGCCCCCGAAAACACCCGUUCACUUACUAAUGUUCGCAAAGCUACAGCAAUUAUUAUGGGGGAGCAAGUGCCGUGGGACUGCCUGUCUUCUGAUUCUGACUCUGACUUGGACGAUGAUGUGGAGGAUCCUAAAGCCAACGCCGAUGGCGCAACGACGACCAGUGCUGUUGAAGACAAAACCGAGUUGAAACAAUUACAGUCUAGUAUGGUUGAGAUAGUGACUUGCCUGUUCAGACUUUCUAUGGCGAUUCGAAGUCCUGCACCGCAUGAUCAAUUCAUGAAAUCGACGAAUAUUGACACUUCCUACUAUGAGGAGUAUGAUAUUAUGCAUGUUCGUCAGAAGUUUCCCAAGGCUGAGGGAUAUCUGGUCAAUCGACUAGGAAGAGCCAUCUCGAGGCGCCGUCAGUACCUGAAGUAUCGCGAAUUACACCACAGAAAGCUCGCACACGGCCUUGAUAUUGAAGAAAAUAUCGUCCAAGACGUGCGCACUGAAAUGAUCCCUCAAAGCACGGUUGCAUCAUCGCUGCCUACCGUAUUGAAAGGAGUGGAUCAUAUCGACCUUACUGAAGACAGUGGCUCCGAGGCUUGUUACUCUGAGGCUUCCACGGCGACGUCCGCCAACGGCACAGCAAACUUACGUACACCUCCACUCCCGAAAGAAGCUCAGGAUGGCAGACCAUUCGAAUGUCCGUUGUGUUUCAUGAUAAUCUCAGUUCGAGGGACUCGGUCUUGGCGGGAUCUGCAUCCGUAUGUUUGCACAGGCGAGGACUGUUCAGCUCCAGAUAGACUGUUCGAUAACCGAACUCAGUGGUUCGAGCAUGAGAAGCAGACACACAGGCAUUUUUGGCAAUGUGUUGAAGGCUGUCAACGGACCUUCACCUCAAAAGUUUCAUUUAAAGACCACCAGCAACGAGAGCAUCAGAAGACACUUACCUCAAAGCAACUAUCCGCCUUCGUGAACAUUCACGAAAGCCAGAUAAGCUCGAAGACGGCAGUAGAAUGUCCCUUGUGUCAUGAAGAACAUCCUUUUUACCCGCAGCUCCGGCGACAUCUCGGGAAGCACCAGGAACAACUCGCACUUUUUGCACUUCCCUCCAAUUUGGAGGAGACUGAAGAAGAACAUGACGAGGAGGAGAACGUUAAUAUCGAUAAUGAGGGAAGACAAGAAGCCGACAGCGAUCGAUCAGUGUCCGACAGUGAUUCCCACGAAGAUGGUCAGAAAGAAACCCCUACGCCGGAAGAGCUUGGUCAACAAAUGAAAGAAGCAGAAGGUUCUAUUACUGAGCAACGCAACCCGGCUAUGGAAAGCGUCGAUUUAACGUCCACUACCGUACAAGGUCUUACUAGUGAUGAAGUGUCUCAUCAAGGUCGAGCCGGAAACCAGCCAAAGGAAGAGAUCGAACGAAUAGUGGCCGCCAAAAUAGACGAGUUGGAAAAUGAAGACGAUAAUUUCAAAGGAUAUGAAGCCGACGAGAAAGAAAUGACUGAAGGUGAUUUGAUUCUUAGAGCAGGAAGUGUUGAAAAUGCUACAUCCGAAGUCAUAUCAUACCCACAAAGAGGGAAAACACGAAUGCCGAAGGGACUAUGCCACACCGCAGCCCUUGUUGAGCUUGGCUAUCCUUAUGAGGAAGAAAGGGAUACGAUCGUGAUCAGCAGAGAUCUGGGUAUAAUGAAUAUCCGCGAAGUUGUCGAGCUUAGCCGGCAAUACAAAGGAACGGAGGAGCGGGAGAGAAAGCCUUCUGUUUUAGUGUCCGACAGAAGGAAAGGACGUAGUGACUUUCAUACUGAUGCUGCAACAAAACCUCAACCUCGAGUCCAUGGGUCAGAGCGGAAUGACUAUGUGAUAAAUCCAGAGUUUCAAGAUCUUAACGAAGGUCCAGUUGUUCCACGACUCUUUCUUAGACGAUCACGCCCCCUCGAGACAUCCGAUAGGGUGCCAGGGCAUCAUCAAUCUUUCGAUCACAAUCCACAGAGUCAGCCUUAUCUGCUUCGGUCAGAAAUAGAUUCUCUUGCAAAUUCAACCAAAACGCGUAGUCCCCUCGUUAAUCGAACAGACUUAAAAGGCGAUCGCGACCGCCGUACCGUCCACCAUUAUAUGGAUGACGAUGAAUCCGAUAAUGAUAUAAGGAGAAGCGAAACGUCAUCUUCUCAGCAUCGCGGUGAACGCGAUAUCGAAGCCAAGAUCAGAGCUCUUGAAAAAGAGAUACGGGCGUUGAAGUUGAAGCGCGCCCGUGGGGAUUAUGAAGAAGAUGGAGCGACGGAAGCUGCCAUCGAAAAUGAUUCCCACAGAGAAAGAGGGAUAGCAGAGUCGUCGUCUUGA